Molecule: messenger RNA, 1246 nt
Organism: Aedes aegypti (yellow fever mosquito)
Lineage: Eukaryota; Metazoa; Arthropoda; Insecta; Diptera; Culicidae
Gene: Mul1
Product: mitochondrial ubiquitin ligase activator of nfkb 1-A
Exons: 4
Coding region: 130-1143 (337 amino acids)
Biological process (GO): organelle organization; protein ubiquitination
Molecular function (GO): ubiquitin-protein transferase activity
Source: RefSeq, a predicted model, not a curated record
UGUCAAAAGGUCAAAACAAAGGGCCGUCAGUUUUGUUUCGCAUUUGCUGGUAUUUAUUUUUUAUAUGAAUGGUGCGAAAAAUUUCUGUAAAAUUCGCCGUAACUAACUGUUAAAUAAUUGCCACCUGCAAUGGAUUUCGUCCAGGAAGCCGUCUUCCUGGGUGUGGAUGUCCUGAUACUUGGCCUGUGCUUUAAAGAGUACUAUCAGUUUAAGAAAAUCAGUUCGGCACUAAAGGAAGCACCCCAACUAGCAAUCGAUGAAACGCUUCCGGAACGGCUGAAACGAAGCGACAACAAGAUCAAGUAUGGAGUCAUCCGGGGGACGGUUACCCCUAUCGGAACUCCGCUUAAGUGCGUCAUGUCCCCUUCGGUGACCGGCGUUUUGCAGAUUAUGAAAUUGAAUGAGCACAGAGUGGCUCGCGGUUUCGCCGGAUUCUGGGCGGAACAGAGAAAGCUCAUUCACAUCUCGUGCAACGAAGUGCCGUUCAAACUGACCAACGGCAAGAUGGGAGUGGAAGUUGUAGAUGGCCUAUCAGCGGAAAUUCUGGACAUGGACACCGUUUACGAUAAUUACGAGCCGUCGAGUUUAUCCUUCUUUGAUCACAUAUUUGGAUUCUUCUCCGGAGUUCGUCAGAAGGGAAUGCAAACGACCGAGGAAGUUCUUCGAGAUGGCAGUUUUAUCACGGCUGUGGGAGAAAUUGAGCUCGACGGCAAUACUUUAAGAUUGCAGCCAUCUUCCGUGGCACCAAUGUUCCUGACCACGGCCACGAGGAACACGCUCCUGAAGAAAUUCGAAGAAGCCAAAUCUUCCAUGCUGUUCAAGGUGAUCAUUUGUGGUACGAUAUCUGCGGUUUUAGUUGGACUAAUCACUCGAAAGAUCUACAAGCGCAAAAAGAUGGAAUGGGAAGAGCGGCGGUUACGGGAAAAACUAGAAAAGUCGCGAGUACAGCGGAGAGCUUUGGCACGGCAGCAGGUGUUUAACGACGAGCAGCGUUGUGUAGUUUGCGUAGACAAUCCCAAGGAAGUUAUUUGCUUGCCCUGUGGUCAUGUGUGUCUCUGCGAAAACUGCGCAGAAAAAAUCCGGCUCAAUUGUCCCGUGUGUAGAUCUAAGAUUGAAUCCAAAGCGGCCGCAUUUAUCACCUAAACAGGGAUCUGUUGAUAGUAGAUACAUUUUGAUUCAGUUCAUGUGCAACAAUCGAUCGGACACGGAUGCCUUCACGUUAACCUCGAACAACCUAACUAAAUUU